This is a messenger RNA of Oncorhynchus gorbuscha (pink salmon), 3652 nucleotides long. RefSeq names its product nuclear factor 1 X-type-like. NCBI's taxonomy places the organism in Eukaryota, Metazoa, Chordata, Actinopteri, Salmoniformes, Salmonidae. The transcript has 15 exons. Bases 942 to 2657 code for a protein of 571 amino acids. Gene Ontology annotation, cellular component: nucleus. Gene Ontology annotation, biological process: regulation of transcription by RNA polymerase II. Gene Ontology annotation, molecular function: RNA polymerase II cis-regulatory region sequence-specific DNA binding; DNA-binding transcription factor activity, RNA polymerase II-specific. The record is from RefSeq and is a predicted model, not a curated record.
GACUGUGAACCACUCCGUUUAUUAAUAAUUCAUCAGCCCUCCGCUUCUCCGGCCGCGAUCCACUGCUGCGCCUCCGCGCGUUCUGGGCCGCCACAGCACUUUUUUUCCGGGUUUAUUACACUUUAACAGCUGUUAACUCCAACUAUUUCAUUCACUCGUCAUAUGUACCGGGAUUAGCGUAUACAUAUGCGCGUUCUUGUGAAGUCGCCUGGCAUAGUGAUAUGAUCAAGUAUCACCUCUCUCCAAAACUUGCAACAUCUAUGGUGCCAGAUCUGGUACUAGUUGUGGUCUCCUUUUUAUCUCGAGUAAAUAUGGGAAUUGAAGAACAAGCGAAGAAGAACCAAAGGGAAUUCCAUUUUUGUAUUGUUUUUUUAUUAGGAGGACCAGAGGAUGAGGAUAACACAGAGUUCCUUUGAGGCACACAGAAACAACAGCUGAUUUGUGAGCGCGUAAGUAGAGUCUACUUACUGUCGGCCCCUUGCAAAGAGAGACCUCUGCUCUGUUACUUGGGAGCUGACGAUACGCUAGCUUCGUGCACGGAUUUGCCUCACUUGGGUAUUCGGUGAACAGAGCGGACGGAAGGGAUGGCGCACUGACAGGCGACCAGAGCAAGUCCUCACAGCUCCGACAACCGCCGCCCGUGUUUUUAUGGAAGUCCCACGCGUGAAUAGCGGACAUAAACACCCCGAAUGAAGCCGGGAAGUGGUUGACUUGGAUAAGCCGUCUCCUUACCCUUUCCCUGUUGGAGGAGAACAGUAAAACUACAAUUUAAAAAAAAAAAAUGUUCACCGGGCCACAGGCCGUCCCGUAUUAGGGUUAUUUUGCUUCCGGUAUCAGAAGAAACGAGUAGAUUUCUCUCUCCUACACUUUUUUUGGAAGCUGAACUUUUUUAGAGUUGAAAAUGGGCAUUUGAGACUGUUGGCACAUUUCCCUGCUCCACAAUGGCCACCGAAACCUUUCUGGUGAAUGAAGACCCCUCCAGAGGUCCUGGGAUGCCUGAAUGCUUUGUAGUAUCAGAUUCCUACAGGUAUUGCACUACUCACCUUCUAAACAAUCCAUUAGUGGAUGAAUUUCAUCCCUUCAUCGAGGCCCUUCUCCCCCAUGUCCGUGCCUUCUCCUACACCUGGUUCAACCUGCAGGCACGCAAACGCAAGUACUUCAAGAAGCACGAGAAGAGGAUGACAAAGGAUGAAGAACGCGCAGUGAAGGACGAGCUGCUGGGUGAGAAGCCCGAGAUCAAGCAGAAGUGGGCGUCGCGGCUGCUGGCCAAGCUCCGAAAGGACAUCCGGCCCGAGUUCCGUGAGGACUUUGUGCUCACCAUCACAGGCAAGAAGCCCCCCUGUUGUGUUCUCUCCAACCCCGACCAGAAGGGCAAGAUCCGCCGUAUCGACUGUCUCCGCCAGGCCGACAAGGUGUGGCGGCUGGACCUGGUGAUGGUCAUCCUGUUCAAGGGCAGCCCCCUGGAGAGCACGGACGGAGAGCGGCUGGUUAAGUCGCCCCAGUGCGCGAACCACGGCCUGUGCGUCCAGCCCCACCACAUCGGCGUGUCUGUCAAGGAGCUCGACCUCUACCUGGCCUACUUCAUCCACUCACCAGAAUCCGGACAAUCAGACAGCUCAAACCAGCAAGGAGACACAGACAUCAAGCCACCGCCCAAUGGACACUUGAGUUUCCAGGACUGCUUUGUGACUUCAGGGGUGUGGAACGUGGCUGAGCUGGUCCGAGUGUCACAGACUCCAGUGGCCACAGCGUCCGGCCCCAACUUCUCCCUGGCCGACCUGGAGAGUCCCGGCUACUACAAUAUCAACCAGGUGGCCCUGGGGCGACGCUCCAUCACCUCCACCCCCUCCACCAGGACUGAAAUGGAGCUUUAUGCAAGUCUCCCACGGAGCUCCAACAAGCGCAAGUCCAUCGACGACAGUGAGAUGGAGAGCCCGGUGGACGAUGUCUUCUACUCGGGCCGCUCCCCUGCGGCCGGCAGCAGCUCCCAGUCCAGUGGCUGGCCCAACGAUGUGGACGCAGUGCAGCACCAUUUGGCCAGUGUGCAAGAGAGGAAGAUAAAGCAUGAAAACGAUGGCGUGCAGUUUCCUUACCAUGGACUCUCCUCGCCUGGUUCUCUUAAGAAGCCGGGGAAAUUCGAUUUCAGCGCCCUGUCGCAGCAGACGAGGUCGCCUCGCAUGGUGUUCACCCACCACCCGCUGCCAAUGCUGGCGGGAGUGAGACCAGGGAGCCCCCGUGCCUCAGCCUCUGCCCUGCACUUUCCCUCCCCCUCCAUCAUCCAGCAGUCCAGCCCGUACUUCACCCACCCCACCAUUCGCUACCACCACCAUCCUGGGCAGGACCCCCUGAAGGAAUUUGUGCAGUUUGUCUGCGCUGAUGGCUCGGGACAGUCUGGCGGCCAGCCAAACGGGAGCGGCCAGAGCAAAAUGCCGGGCUCCUUCUUGCUGCCUCCACCUCCCCCAGUGGCCCGCCCAGUGCCCCUCCCCAUGUCCGACUCUAAAUCCAGCAGCACGCCUCCCGACGGCGGACUGACCUCGCCCACAUCUCCGUCUUACUCCACGUCAGGGGCCCCAGCUCCCAACAGGUUUGUCAGCAUCGGAUCACGGGACAACAACUUUCUGAACAUCCCGCAGCAGACACAGUCUUGGUUCCUCUGACAUGACCUGUCUGCAAACCAGCGACUAGAAUCUUUCUUUACAAUUGGGAAUUGAAACAUGGAAAACAGAAAAAUAACCCACAGGAAAUUGCCCAACGAUCCUUAUGUCUCACAUAAAAAGUAAAGCAACCCAGGAAAUCUUAGCAUGAUACUAGUAGUGAAACUCUGGACCCAAUUACCUAAACAGACGGAACCCCCCAUUUUUAAGACGGGAGGAUCAUAGGAUUUGGGAGAGGCAGAGGACAAGCAGUCAUCUCUCACAUCCAGCAAAACACGGCAACACAAAAAGAGGAACCUGAAGAGAAAAUUGGUCACCUUCUACUUCGGAACAAGGACACAUUGUGCAAUGGCUGGGAAAAGCAACUGUUCAACAGUCAGAAAAAAACUGAUGUAGGAGUGGGGAUUGAAAUUGAAGGGACAUCAAAUCACUCUCUUGAAGGCACAAAACACGCCAUCAUUUAAAUGUGGUACGCUCCCCACUGUCAAAUCACCCACAAAACAAACCCAUUAGGUUCCAGUGAAAUACGUAGCAGUCUAUGCUACUGUGAUGUCUCCCUGUCACUCAACACACUGUCAAUUCACCAAUAUUUCCCAGUCUUAUAACCAUUGACCUAAUCAGCCCCACUACUAACAAGACAGAAACCAUGCCAAAACAUUUCCUAAAGGUUGCACUACAAGCUGAAUUAACACUAAUCUCAUGUCCACUAUUACACCUACAUGGCAUGGGGGGGAAACAGGCUUACCUAUGAUUGUAUUAUUAUUAUUAGUGAAAGAGAAAAAAAAAUGGAUAUGAGAAGUCUCAGCCCACAGUUCAGCAACACAAGGCCUCCACUCUAACCAGCAUCCCAGCAGAAGAACCCAAACCCAAGUAAAGCAAAAUGCCCAGUUCACUCUUGCAAAACUACAACCGUGACAAUAAUCAAGUGCUAAGUAUAUCCACUUUCAUUUGAAUGAUGAAUGCCAUUUGUAACAUACAUACACAUAUAUAUAUAUAUA